This is a messenger RNA of Lymnaea stagnalis (great pond snail), 342 nucleotides long. Lineage: Eukaryota; Metazoa; Mollusca; Gastropoda; Lymnaeidae. The record is from the annotation of a GenBank genome assembly.
AGUGGGAAUCUGAGUUUCUACAAGGAGCUGCUGACACGAAACAAGACGUUCAUUACGCACAUCAACCUCAGCAACCAUCUGGGUCAAGGUCUUCAGGUGGGUCACGUGAUCAAGACGUUCCUGAGUUUCGUCGAGGGCAUUGAAGCCAAGGACAGGGAGCAGAACCUGGCCGAGCUGCUCGAGGAAGAGGAGAGGGACAGGAUCAAGAGGGAGAAGAAGAAACGGAAGCGGCAGAAGAAGCACGGCAAGACCGCAAAGUCCGAAACACCCCAGCCGUCCACGGCCGACGGGAGCACAGACGAGGAGGCGGGGGGACAUAACCGCGCCUGGGCGGGAGAAGGC